AUGGCGAGAGUCCGGGUACCACACGAGACCCCACGCCACCUGCCGGAAGAGUACCACACGAGACCCCACGCCACCUGCCGGAAGAGUACCACACGAGACCCCACGCCACCUGCCGGAAGAGUACCACACGAGACCCCACGCCACCUGCCGGAAGAGUACCACACGAGACCCCACGCCACCUGCCGGAAGAGUACCACACGAGACCCCACGCCACCUGCCGGAAGAGUACCACACGAGACCCCACGCCACCUGCCGGAAGAGUACCACACGAGACCCCACGCCACCUGCCGGAAGAGUACCACACGAGACCCCACGCCACCUGCCGGAAGAGUACCACACGAGACCCCACGCCACCUGCCGGAAGAGUACCACACGAGACCCCACGCCACCUGCCGGAAGAGUACCACACGAGACCCCACGCCACCUGCCGGAAGAGUACCACACGAGACCCCACGCCACCUGCCGGAAGAGUACCACACGAGACCCCACGCCACCUGCCGGAAGAGUACCACACGAGACCCCACGCCACCUGCCGGAAGAGUACCACACGAGACCCCACGCCACCUGCCGGAAGAGUACCACACGAGACCCCACGCCACCUGCCGGAAGAGACGUUAUUCAACUGCAAAGAAACCACGCUGUUAUGUAUACGAAUAUAGUGAUGAUGUAGAUGAAUAUAGUGAUGAUGUAGAUGAAUAUAUUGAUGAUGUAGAUGAAUAUAGUGAUGAUGUAGAUAAAUAUAGUGAUGAUGUAGAUGAAUAUAGUGAUGAUAUAGAUGAGCCUUGA
Molecule: messenger RNA, 786 nt
Organism: Procambarus clarkii (red swamp crayfish)
Lineage: Eukaryota; Metazoa; Arthropoda; Malacostraca; Decapoda; Cambaridae
Source: RefSeq, a predicted model, not a curated record